Messenger RNA from Naegleria gruberi, 2235 nucleotides. RefSeq lists its product as uncharacterized. Lineage: Eukaryota; Heterolobosea; Eutetramitea; Acrasida; Naegleriidae. The transcript has a single exon. Gene Ontology annotation, molecular function: protein binding. The record is from RefSeq and is a predicted model, not a curated record. Bases 1 to 2235 code for a protein of 744 amino acids.
AUGAAAAGAAGAGCAACAACUGAAGAUAAAAAAUCAAGGCUUAAAAAACUGAAAAUGCAACUGUUACUAGCGACCAAUGCAAACUUUAAAGGUCCUUCAAGUGUUUUUGUUUCAUCGAAUGGCGAAGUGUACAUUGCUGAUAUUGGCAAUCAUAAAAUUCGGAAGGUAUUAACCAAUGGAAAAAUGGUGACAAUUGCAGGAAAUGGACAAAAUGGAUUUAGUGGUGAUAAUGGUCCUGCAACUAAUGCCAUGCUGAAUUAUCCAAUCGGAGUGUUUGUUUCUCCAUAUAAUGAAGUUUAUAUUGCUGAUUAUUUUAAUAAUCGAAUUAGAAAGAUUUUAACAAAUGGAAAUAUUAUAACAAUUGCUGGAAAUAAUGUAAAUGGUAAAGGAGUAUAUAAUAGACUUGCGAUUAAUGCAAUGCUUAAUCGUCCUUCAGGUGUUUUCGUGACAUUAAAUGAUGAAGUUUAUAUUGCAGAUCAAAACCGUAACAAAAUUAGAAAGAUUGAGUCGAAUGGAAAUAUUGUAACCAUUGCAGGAAAUGGAAAGGAAGGGUAUGGUGAUGAUAAUGUGCCUGCAGUUAAUGCAAUGCUCAAUCGGCCUUCAAGUGUAUUCGUGACAUCAAAUAAUGAAGUUUAUAUUGCUGACACUGGCAACCAUAGAAUUAGAAAAAUAUUGAGAAAUGGAAAUAUUGUAACAAUUGCAGGAAAUGGACUCGUGGGAUUUCAUGAGGAUAACAUAUUGGCAACAAAUACUUCUCUCAAUUUUCCAAAAAGUGUUUUUGUUUCAUCAAAUGGUGAAGUCUAUAUUGCAGACACUGGCAACCAUAGAAUUAGAAAGAUUUUAGCAAAUGGAAAUAUUGCAACAAUUGCAGGAAAUGGAAAGGAAGGGUAUGGUGAUGAUAAUGUGCCUGCAAUUGAUACAAUGCUCAAUCGGCCUUCAAGUGUUUUUGUCUCAUCAAAUGAAGUUUAUAUUGCCGAUCAAAGUAAUCAAAGAAUUAGAAAGAUAUUACAAAAUGGAAAUAUUGUAACAAUUGCAGGAAAUGGAAGAGAAGGAAAUAGUGGUGAUUCAUUUUUCGAUAUCUCACGUUACCCACAUAUUGGAAUUACUUCUACACACAUUCCAAAACUGAAGAAACAAGCCAGAGAUCAAAUCAAUAUUUUGGAUAUUUAUGGAUUUAUCCCAUUAAUCGAAAAGAAAUCACCCCAAUUUUGCAAAAUUAUUUUGCAAAAUGAAUACCUUCUUAGUAAGAUUAAUUUAUGCCAAAGAGAAAUAAUUCAACGAUUGAUUAACUCACUCAUAUAUCAAAAUGAUAAUUUGGAAUUCAUGGAACAUGAGAUAUUGAAUGUUUUAUCGUUAUUGGGAUUGUUUGAAAAUGGUGAAUUUAUCAACUUGAAAAAGAAUUUAGUGAAGAAAUUAGUAGAGUCAAUUACAGUUGAAAGAUUCACCUCUCAAUGGGAACAAAUUGAAACACAUCUCAAAUUCUGCAAUGAAGACCUAUCCUUACAAAACAAGAUUUUUGAAUACAUACAUGAAUACUUUGUGGAAUAUGCUGCACUUCGUUUAAAAUCCACUGAAAAUAGCGUUCCACUCGGAAAUAGUCCAAUUGUUCUUAAGAAUAGUGUUUCGAUUAUUCAAAAAAUGGCAAUACCUCAAAAGACAAUCAUCAACCUUGAUGAAAAAGUUGAAAUUCCUCCAAGAGGCCUCGUUGACCUAUACAAUGACGAGAAAACAGGUGACAUCAAAGUGAAACUAGGGCUAGACAAGUAUUUGUAUUGCCACAAAACUGUUUUGAGCUCUUCUAGCAUAUUCUUUGAUGCACUCUUUGAUAGUGGAUCAUCGUUUAGUGAUCUCAGUGAUGAUGGUGUUUUUGUUCCAGACCCUUCAGAGGAUUUGGAAUUAUUGGAAAUUGUUAUCAAAUCUUGUUAUGGAAUACCAUUUAAAUUUGAUGCAACAAAACAGAUUGAAUUAAUUGAUUUGGCAUUGAGACAUGAAAUAAGCAACCUACUCGAAUUCUGCAAGAAUAAUUUCGUUCUGACAACUGCAAAUUAUUACAAAAUUGCAAUAUCAUGUAAAAAUUAUCUACACUUAGAUUCCUUCAAAGAUUUUUACAGAGAAUUGUUAUUAUUUGGAAUUGAACAUUGCAAGGAACUUUUCAAUGAUUGCGAAAAAGUUUCAUUUCUACCAGAGCAGAUAUUGCAUGCCUUAUUUGUUCAAUUUUCACUUGAACGAAAAUAA